Cynoglossus semilaevis (tongue sole) is the source of this 2439-nucleotide messenger RNA. RefSeq names its product anosmin 1b (gene anos1b). The record is from RefSeq and is a predicted model, not a curated record. Bases 261 to 2435 code for a protein of 724 amino acids. Gene Ontology annotation, biological process: neuron differentiation. Gene Ontology annotation, molecular function: protein binding; peptidase inhibitor activity. Gene Ontology annotation, cellular component: extracellular region; cell surface. The transcript has 15 exons. Lineage: Eukaryota; Metazoa; Chordata; Actinopteri; Pleuronectiformes; Cynoglossidae.
AUAUACUUCAUACUAAGACUUUAAGAUAUUAAAACUAAACGUUAACGGAAGAGGAGAGAUUAAUUACGAAAAUGGCGGCGUUAUAGGAAAAGGAUAAAGUCUUAGCCGCACCUCUACUUCAGUUGUACAGGUGAUAGACGUUCUACAGGUGAUACCAAUGAUAAUUACAAAGAUAUAAUGGCCUCGAAUCUUAUCUAAAUAACAAUAUAACACUAAUGAUGAAAAUAUAUAGUUAUAAUAAUGGUUUACUUUGACUCCUCAUGGUCGCACUUGCUCCGGCGGUGGGAGUGUCCGUAAGGCGGGAACAUCAGCUCCGUGUUCACUCUCAGUCAUCAACGUCUGCCAUGUCCUGUGGCCGGUGUGCCGGUGUGGUUCUCCUGUGCGCGGUGCUGGCGGUGACUGGUGGCCGCAGGAGUUCACCGGAGCAGGAGGAUGUGGAGGAGAAAAUCAACAGCGCCAGAUGCACGUCCAGGUGUCUCACCCUGCACAUGACCCAGCUCACUGCUACCUUCAGACACGUCCAGAGUGACCAAGUCCUGGUCUGGUGUGAAAACAACAGACGCUGCGCUCAGUGCCUUCAGCCGUGCAGAGAGUUGUGGGACGUCAGAAAGACACUGUCUCCAAAGCCCUGUGAGAAGCAAACAGAGUGUGUUAUGAGCAGGGAGUUCCUGACCUCCCUGAGGUUGUCCCGUCAGGGCGACUGUCCUCCGCCCCAGCGAGCCACAGGAUUUGCAGCAGCCUGUGUGGAGAGCUGCUCUACCGACCAACACUGUCCCUCCCCCAGAAAGUGCUGCUCCAAUGGCUGUGGACACACCUGCCAGGCCCCAGCCAACCUUUACAAAGGUGUGCCUCUGAAGCCUCGACGAGAGAUGAGUUUUAUCGAGAACUCGGAGGGUCACGUGAAGGUUUUGUGGUUGUCAAAGUUCAACGUCAGCGUGGAGCCCGUUAUUUACCUGCUCCAGUCCCGCUGGAACGUGGGCAUCCAUCCCAGUGAAGACCAUGCCACUCCGUGGACCACUGCUGCCAUGAGUCUUUCUGAGGAGGUGGUUCUAUCAGAUCUGAGACCUCAGCGCUGGUACCAGUUCAGAGUAGCGGCCAUCAACAGCCAAGGCAGCAGAGGAUUCACCACACCGAGCAAACACUACAUCUCCAGUAAAGAUCCCUCACCUCCAGAGCCUCCAGUCAACGUUCGAGUCAUCAACCAGACUGUUGAUUGGACCAGUUCACAAACAGGCGGCCAGUUCACAGAGAGGUCAAAGGGAAGUGUGGCCCCUGUCAUGGUCUUGAUACGCUGGGAGCCCCCCAGUGAAGGAGACCUGCCUGUGCACAACUACAGAGUCACCUGGAUGUCUCGACAAACACAUGCGGCCCAUAAACACACCCACACACUGAGAGGACACACACAUUUGGUUCAGAACAACAUGCACACGCGGCCCACACACGCACGCACAGCUGAGCCGGGGAAAAAGGAGAGCAGCAGCCGGGUGACUCAAGGGGCUCAGUGUGAGUUGUGGCUGCAGGGUCUUCUGCCUGCUGCGUCCUACGUCUUGUCAGUGCAGACAGUGACCUUCUGGGGGCAGAAGAGGCUCAAAAGUCCCAGAGUUCAAAUGGUUUUCACAACGAUAGGUCAUUCAGGUGAUGACUUCUCCAAUGAGCUCCCUUCUUCCUCUGACCUUUCACCGACCUCUUCAAAUCCUCGAGCUGAACCUCUGCCCAACUCUGAGAAACUGCGGCUGGAGGUUGCUGCGCCUCAUUACCAUGACAACCAACUGCAGGUCAAGGUGUUCUGGAAGUGGCCCAACCAAGGCAGACAGAAACACCCCGGCCCUUACGUUUUACGGUGGCAUCCACAUACCUGCGGUACUAAUGUUACAGACACAGAGAGAACAGCAACAGUGCAGGGCACCCAUCACACCAUCACAGGUCUGCUGUUUGCCUGUAAGUACCAGGUCGCCGUGGCAAUUAAGGCUGACCCGGGGUCAGAGGCUGUUGCCUGGGUUACAACCCCAACUUGCUCUUCGAUCAGGGUCAGAGGAGGAAAAAGUUUGGCCUGCACCACAGAGGAGCGCCUCCUGUCAGGCCGAAAAGUGGUACUGCGGCCAGAGCGUCUCACUGCUGACUUCGAACAAGUAAACGACACUUUGGUCUCCACAUUCCGCUGGAAGAUGUCCCAGCAUGCACUGGACCCUGCAGCAGUGGAGGGAUUCCAGUUCACCUGGACACUGCAGUCAGUUACAGUGGCCAGAAACAGACAGGAUGACAUGCUGAUCUCCCAGACACAGACGAUCGCACAGUCACAGAGAUCAGUGACGGUUCAUGGCCUUCAGGGAGACAGUGUUUAUCAGGUGCAGCUACAGGUGCUAACAGCAGGGGGCAGCAAUGGCGCUGCCGUCUCAAAGACCAUUCACACUCCGUCGAUCAGCUCCAGGCUGUAAAAGG